AUGGCAAAAACUUUAAAAGAAGUAACACUUGAAGAAUCAAUGAAUUCUAAAAAGAAUGAAUUUAAGGAUUAUAUUGUUGUUGAUAAAAAAGAUGCUUAUAGAUUUAUUGUUGAUUGUAUGAUAAAAGUUGGAACAGAUGAAGAACAUUCUAAAUUAUUGGCUGAUGUUUUGUUGAAAGGUGAUAACCGAGGUCAUUAUAGUCAUGGGUUUAAUCGUCUUGAAAUGUAUAUGAAGGACAUAAAGUCAGGAGUUUGUAAAGGAACUGGAAAUCCAAUACUUCUUAAUAAUUUUGGAGCAACAGGAUGGGUUGAUGGAAAUAAUCUUUUAGGACCAGUUGUAGGUGAUUAUUCCAUUAAAUUAGCUAUUGAAAAAGCUAAAUCAUUUGGUGUUGGAUGGGUUUGUGUUAAAGGAUCAAAUCAUUAUGGAAUUGCUGGAUAUUAUACUUUAAGAUGUCUUGAAGAAGGUUUAAUUGGAAUAUCAAUGACAAAUUCUUCACCAUUAAUGUUUCCAACACGAGGUGGUAAACCAGCUUUAGGAAGUAAUCCAAUUUCUGUUGCUGCUAGUGGUAAUGACAAUGACAAUUUUGUUUUAGAUAUGGCUACAACAACAGUUGCAAUUGGAAAAGUUGAAUAUGCAAAAAGGAAAGGUAUUGAGGUUCCAAAUUCUUGGGGUGCUGAUAAAACAGGAAAUGUCACAACAGAUCCUUCAAAAAUUUUAGAUGGUGGUGGUUUAUUACCACUUGGUGGCACAGAAGAAUCAGGUGGUUACAAAGGAAGUGGACUAGGUGCUAUGGUUGAAUUAUUUUGUGGUAUUCUUUCAGGUGGACAUUGGGGUCCAAAUGUUAGAAGAUGGAUGUCUACAACUGCUGAAGCUGAUCUUGGACAAUGUUUUAUUGCCAUAAACCCACAAUGUUUUACUCCAGAUUUUAAUACCAGAGUUCAAGAUUUUAUUGAUACAAUAAGAACAUUACCAAAAGCUAAAGAAGAUGGUCCAGCAAUUCAGAUAGCUGGUGACCAAGAAAGAUUUCAUGAGAAAUUUGUCGAUAAACUAGGUGGUAUUCCAUAUCAUCCAAAUCAAAUAGAAAAUAUGAAACAAUUAUCAGAAAAAUACAAUGUAAAGUCAAUGACAUUACUUGGAAAAGUUUCAGAUAUUUUAAACUAG
Molecule: messenger RNA, 1161 nt
Organism: Strongyloides ratti
Lineage: Eukaryota; Metazoa; Nematoda; Chromadorea; Rhabditida; Strongyloididae
Product: Malate/L-lactate dehydrogenase family-containing protein
Exons: 3
Coding region: 1-1161 (386 amino acids)
Molecular function (GO): oxidoreductase activity
Source: RefSeq, a predicted model, not a curated record